Molecule: messenger RNA, 3292 nt
Organism: Micropterus salmoides (largemouth bass)
Lineage: Eukaryota; Metazoa; Chordata; Actinopteri; Centrarchiformes; Centrarchidae
Gene: abi1a
Product: abl-interactor 1a
Exons: 12
Coding region: 78-1757 (559 amino acids)
Cellular component (GO): intracellular anatomical structure; lamellipodium
Molecular function (GO): SH3 domain binding
Source: RefSeq, a predicted model, not a curated record
UGCUUAGCUGGCGCUGGUGGCUGUUUCAAUCAAAGGGAAGGCAGAGAGGGAAGGGAGGCUCUGCGGAGAGAUGUAAGAUGGCAGAGCUACAAAUGUUGUUAGAGGAAGAGAUUCCUGCCGGCAAAAGGGCGCUUGUGGAGAGUUACCAAAACCUCACCAGAGUAGCGGACUACUGCGAGAACAAUUAUGUCCAGGCCCAGGACAAGAGGAAAGCUCUGGAGGAGACCAAAGCCUACACCACCCAGUCCCUGGCCAGCGUGGCCUACCAGAUCAAUGCCUUAGCCAACAAUGUACUCCAGCUGCUGGACAUCCAGGCCUCGCAGCUGCGGCGCAUGGAGUCCUCCAUCAACCACAUUUCCCAGACGGUGGACAUCCAUAAAGAGAAGGUUGCCAGGCGGGAGAUCGGGAUCCUGACCACCAACAAGAACACAUCCAGGACACAUAAGAUCAUAGCGCCAGCUAAUGUGGAGCGGCCAGUCAGGUACAUCAGGAAGCCCAUUGACUACACUGUACUGGACGACGUCGGCCAUGGCGUUAAGUGGCUAAAAGCCAAGCAACAUGGAAACAAUCAGUCAAUCAGAGGAGGAACACUAUCGAGGACCAAUCCGCCCACGCAGAAGCCGCCGAGCCCUCCCAUGUCAGGGCGUGGCACGAUCGGACGCAACACAUCCUACAAGACCCUGGAGCCGGUGAAGCCGCCCACGGUGCCCAAUGACUACAUGACCAGCCCCGCCCGACUCGGCAGCCUGCACGGGCAGCAGCACAGCCCCGGACGCACUGCGUCGCUCAACCAGAGGCAGCGCACACACAGUGGAAGCAGCGGGGGUAGCAGCAGUAGGGAGAACAGCGGCAGCAGCGGUACUGGCAUUCCCAUCGCCGUGCCUACACCCUCCAUCCCCAACUCUGGACCAGUCCCGCCCAUGUUCGCUCCCCCGGGAGUUCCUCCGCCUCCCCCACCACCUCCCGCUCCUCCCCUGGCCGGGUUCGGCCCCCCAGCACCACCACCUAUAGUGGUGGCCCCUGGGCCUGGUCUGGGCCCUGCUCCAAUGUCCCAGUUUGGAACCAUCUCGCGGCAGAUUUCGCGGCACAACCCCUCCAACUCCUCUGUCUCUAUGGUUUCGGCCACGGGCACCUACCGCCGGGCGCCGUCGGUCACUUCCCAGUUCUCCUUGCAGCAGCAGCAACAACUACAGCAGCAGCAACAACAACUACAGCAGCAGCAGCAGCAGCAGCAGCAGCAACAACAACAACAACAACAACAGCAGCCUCAUAUUAAUGGAGGCACUCCUGGCUAUGGCCAGAACUCAAUGUCUAUCGCUCCUCCUCCUCCCCCCAUGCCCCAGCUGACUCCACAGAUACCUCUGACUGGCUUUGUGGCCAGGAUGCAGGAGAGCAUUGCAGAUACUCCCACUCCGCCUCCCCCUCCGCCUCCAGAUGACUUGCCCAUGUUUGACGAGUCUCCUCCCCCUCCGCCGCCUCCUCCAGUUGACUACGAGGAGGAGGAUGCGGCCGUCGUGCAGUACAGCGACCCCUACGCUGAUGGAGACCCACACUGGGCGCCCAAGAUCUACAACGAGAAAGUGGUGGCCAUCUACGACUACAGCAAGGACAAGGACGACGAGUUGUCUUUCAUGGAGGGGGCAAUCAUUUAUGUCAUCAAGAAGAACGAUGACGGCUGGUUCGAGGGCGUCUGCAACGGCGUCACCGGCCUGUUCCCCGGCAACUACGUAGAGUCCAUCAUGCACUACGCCGACUGAAGGGACCUCGCAGUAACAGUACAGUCUAUUUAUUCAGUCAUAUCGUAAUCCACUGAGCGACUGACCACAGCAACCUUGACUCCUGAGACGCGUAGACAUAACUGUAUGAUCCCCUUUUGAUAUGACAGAAUGUUCUUUCCCUUACUGAUUGCAAAUAAAAUGAAAAGUAAUAUCUAUUUAGUUUAUUUUGGUGUUAUAUGGGCGGGUUGGGGGACAUUUAUGGAUUAUGUUUUUAAAAAAAGUUUCUAAAGAAUUGGACUGCACAUGCUCACACCGGUUGAACUCAAAGACGAUGGUCACACAGUUGUAGGACAUCAUCUUGCCUGGACAAAAAGUUGCGAUUCAGAACGGAAUCCGUUGAUGGAACAAAUAAAAUUGUAAUGUCAUGUUAAACACCUUCGGUUGAAGUGUUUCUGCUGUCCGUUGUGUAUAUAAUGUGAGCUGCAGCCACGUGGGUUUAUGUAAUGUGAAUUCAGUGAAUGUCAAUUAUGAUAGUUUUCAUUAGUGGUGCCCUCCACGACUCCAUAGGGCUCAUUCGUAAAAAAAAUAAUGCAGAUGGCCUGUCAGUUUUCAAGAUUAAAUACUGUAUAUGGUAUUUCAAAGAAACAAUUGCUCCUGAAAAAUCAGUCUUGGCGUGAAAGCAUGUAAAAGUUUAAGCGAUAUAAUGUAAUCUUAAGUUUAUUGCCAUUAUGCUUCCAUUAUGUUGUAAAUGUAAUCACCUUUUUAAUUUUUAUGACUGUUGAAAUCACUGAACUUUUUAGACUCUGAAGUGAAUUUCAGGUUUUCCCAUGGUCUCACCCUCUAAAUGCAGACUUGCAUUUGAUUUGCGUUGGGAAAAACUGAAAUGGAGUUUACUUUUUCAUGCAUUUAGAUCCAUUUGAAGCAAGAUAUCACAUUCCAUUUUUCGAUUACUACCAAGCAUUUUAAAAUUGUCACAUCACUGUUAACUUUAUACUAAUCCAAAGUCUGUAGGAUCUAUUGGUAACAUUGGCAAUACUGGACUAUGGCUCCGAUAGACAGCAGGUGGCGUGCAGUGAUAAUUGGACUGGUAACCAUGUGCCCUACACUGCCAUGUGACAAUUCAGAUGUAAUAUAGACCAAUAAACAACUGUAAUACCUCCUCAGCCUUCACCAAGCAACAGUGACCUGCUCCAGGUUCAAGGACCAUGUUGAAUGCUCUGAACAUGAAAUCCUCUGGGCUACACAGGUGUACAUAUUCUAACUCAAGUAAAACCAACCAAUCAAUAUUAGCUGUCACUCAGGUCUACAAAUCAUCUUGAUAAUUGUAUUUUUCUGUUAACUUACAUCUAACAUUACCUAAUUUUUGACUUCUAAAUGCACUGGUCACCAUUUGCGAUUUAAGGAUACUGCAGCUAAUGCCUUGAUAUUUUGCCCAUUUGCUUUAGUAAAAAACAUUCUGGCUCAAUUUCAUAGAUAGAAAUACUGAUAUCUCUGUCUGCCCUUCAUUUGUACAUAUAAUAUGUUGAUUGAAAAGUUGAUGUACAGUCUUUUAUAAUAAACAAUUCUAUGUACAA